Molecule: messenger RNA, 1688 nt
Organism: Diachasma alloeum
Lineage: Eukaryota; Metazoa; Arthropoda; Insecta; Hymenoptera; Braconidae
Gene: Fbxl7
Product: F-box/LRR-repeat protein 7
Exons: 2
Coding region: 352-1650 (432 amino acids)
Biological process (GO): SCF-dependent proteasomal ubiquitin-dependent protein catabolic process
Cellular component (GO): SCF ubiquitin ligase complex
Molecular function (GO): protein binding
Source: RefSeq, a predicted model, not a curated record
UGACAUCCUGACACCCGCAUCUACGUGAAUUACCGCUUGGUUUACAUCCCGAAUUAAAUUAAAUGGGCAUUGAAUUGGGGUAACUGGCCCCAUAAGGCCCUCAAAUACCUGGGACUCGUAUUGUGAAUCAGAAUUAAGGGGGGAUUGGAGGAACGAAAGGUGGACUUUAGCUGGAUGACGGGUGGUUUAGAGUGAACGGGGGACUUGUACAGAGGCAACAUUCCAACUGGCUGAAACUUAUAUUUGGAAUGUAAGAUCAAGAUGGUGGUGAUUGUGACGGAAAGGCUGAGUUAUGUCAUACAUCGUCGAUGGUUAUUGUCCUUUCUAAUUUGAUCCAGAUUAAAUAAUGGAAUGGAUAGUCCCUACCCCCUGCUCAUAUCCCCGGAUCGUGCGAUCACCCAUCAACUCCAGAAGCUCUCCCUGUACUCCCCCUCCGCCGCCGACUCGAUCGACCUCGGCUACCACACCCUCGACAACAACCCCUGCAGAUCCUCCUCCUCCCCAUCGAUCCCCUCCCCCCGUCCGCACCACCAGCACAAGCGUUACCCCCCGCCAGCCCUCCAUGCGACCCUCUGCCAACUGGAGGACAAGCUCCUCCUGAAGAUCCUCCACUGGCUGUCGACGCGCGACCGCUGCACCCUGGCGCAGACCUGCAGACGGCUCUGGGAGAUAGCGUGGCACCCGUCCCUCUGGCGAGAAGUGGAGAUCCGCUACCCCCAGAACGCCACCACAGCCCUGAGAUCGAUCGCCCGAAGGGGCUGUCACUCGUCGAUCCGAAGACUCAUAAUCGAGGGCUCCACUGGCUUCACCGGCGCCUUCUCCCUGCUCCCCUUCUCCAGUCUGACGUCCCUGGCCCUCCGCCACUCCAGGAAGCUCACGGACACCAACGUCUCCACAAUCCUCGACAACUGCGUUCACCUGAAGGAGCUAGACCUCACCGGCUGCGGGAGUUUAACGCGCGCCUACUGCCACGUGGGUCCGACGCAACUGGAAUCCCUGGACCUGAGUGACUGCCACAACGUCGACGACUCGGGUCUCGUGAUGACUCUCUCGCAGAUGCCCCAGCUGGGGCUCCUCUACCUGAGGCGCUGCAUCAGGAUCACUGACGCCAGUCUGGUGUCCGUCGCCUCGUACUGUACGAAUCUGCGACAACUCUCGGUCUCCGAUUGCUGCCGAGUCACGGACUUCGGGGUGCGGGAGUUGGCGGCGAGGCUCGGGCCGUCCUUGAGGUACUUCUCGGUGGGAAAGUGCGACAGGGUGUCGGACGCUGGGCUCUUGGUGGUCGCGAGGCACUGCUACAAGCUGAGGUACUUGAACGCGCGGGGCUGCGAGGCCCUCAGCGAUUCGGCCACCAUCGCCCUGGCCAGGGGCUGCCCGAGGCUUCGAGCCCUCGAUCUGGGCAAGUGCGAUGUCGGGGAUCCGACGCUGGAGGCCCUCUCGACGGGGUGCCCCAAUCUCAAGAAACUCUCGCUCUGCGGCUGCGAGAGGGUCACUGACGCCGGCCUCGAGGCGCUUGCCUACUACAUCAGGGGACUCAGGCAACUCAACAUCGGAGAGUGCCCCAAGGUCACGAAGGUGGGGUACAGGGCUGUCAAGAGCUACUGCAGGCGGUGUGUCAUUGAACACACCAAUCCCGGUUUCUCCAGCUGACGAGGUCCUGGGGGGUUUAUUAUUUUUUGAGAUUUUAU